This is a messenger RNA of Vanrija pseudolonga, 2597 nucleotides long. RefSeq names its product Dolichyl-diphosphooligosaccharide--protein glycosyltransferase subunit stt3 (gene stt3). Gene Ontology annotation, molecular function: dolichyl-diphosphooligosaccharide-protein glycotransferase activity. Gene Ontology annotation, cellular component: membrane. Gene Ontology annotation, biological process: post-translational protein modification. The record is from RefSeq and is a predicted model, not a curated record. The coding region runs from base 143 to 2539 and encodes 798 amino acids. The transcript is spliced from 4 exons. Lineage: Eukaryota; Fungi; Basidiomycota; Tremellomycetes; Trichosporonales; Trichosporonaceae.
AGUUCACAGCCAACCACUCAACCAACCCCCAUCUCACUCCGACUGUCCUUUACACGGCACAAAGCAAGAGGACAGCAAAAGGGCGCGCGCGCAUUCCAGCCCCCGGUCCCCUUCUCUCUCCCCCUCGACACCCCGACACGCGAUGCCACCAAAGUCAAAGUCGGCAGCUGCGGCGCCAGCGUCGCCCGCGCCCGCAGCACCCAAGCCUGCCGCGGCUGCCGCUGCUGCACCAACGCCGGCUCCAGAGACCUCGGCCGACGUCGAGCACGCGCCAAAGUACGCGUACCCGCUGCCGCAUGUCCCCAAGUCGACCAUCGACAACACGCAGUCGCUGCUGCGCUUUGUGAUUCUCGCCUUCAUCUGCGGCGCAGCCGUCGCGUCUCGCCUCUUCGCCGUCAUCCGCUUCGAGAGUGUCAUUCACGAGUUUGACCCCUGGUUCAACUACCGUGCGACCAAGGUCCUCGUCAACGAGGGCUUCUACGAGUUCUGGAACUGGUUUGACCCCACCGCAUGGUACCCCCUUGGCCGUACCGUUGGCGGCACCGUCUACCCCGGUAUCAUGGUGACCUCUGGCCUGAUUUGGAGCUUCCUCCGCUGGAUCAACAUGCCUGUUGACAUCCGCAACGUGUGUGUCCUGCUCGCGCCCGGAUUCUCGGGUCUCACCGCCUGGGCGACCUACCUCUUCACCACGGAGAUGGCCACGCCCUCGGCUGGUCUCCUCGCCGCCGCCUUCAUCGGCAUCGUGCCCGGCUACAUCUCGCGUUCGGUCGCUGGUUCGUACGACAACGAGGCCAUUGCCAUCUUCCUCCUCAUGGCCACGUUCUACUUCUGGAUCAAGGCCCUCAAGACUGGCUCGGCCUGGUGGGGUACCGUCACUGCCCUGUUCUACGGCUGGAUGGUCGCCGCGUGGGGUGGCUACGUGUUCAUCACCAACCUUGUGCCUCUGCACGUCUUUGUCCUGAUCCUCAUGGGCCGCUACAACCACCGCAUCUACGUUGCCUACUCGUCCUGGUACGUCCUCGGCACCGUCGCGUCGAUGCAGGUGCCCUUCGUCGAGUUCCUGCCUAUCCGUACGUCGGAGGGUAUGGCCGCUCUCGGUACAUUCGGCCUGGUCCAGCUCAUCGCGUUUGUCGAGGUCGUCCGCAAGCUUGUCCCUGGCAAGCAGUUCCAGCAGCUCCUCCGCGCGUUUGUCGUCCUGGUCUUUGUUAUUUCGUUCACUGCCCUCGUCCUCCUCACGUUCUCGGGCUGGAUCGCCCCCUGGACUGGCCGUUUCUACUCGCUCUGGGACACUGGCUACGCCAAGGUGCACAUGCCCAUCAUUGCUUCGGUUUCGGAGCACCAGCCGACCGCCUGGCCCGCCUACUUCUUCGACCUGCAGAUGCUCAUCUGGGUCUUCCCCGCCGGUGUCUUCUGGGCGUUCAAGGAGCUCCGUGACGAGCACGUCUUCAUCAUCAUCUACGCCCUGUUCAGCUCGUACUUCUCGGGUGUGAUGGUUCGACUCAUGCUCGUCCUCACGCCCGUCGUCUGCGUCACCGCCUCGAUUGCCAUCUCCAAGCUCCUCGAGGCGUACAUUGACCCCACCCUCCCUGAGGCGUCGGAGGACGAGACUGGCGCACCCGUCGCCGCGCCCAAGAAGGGCGGCAAGAAGCCCAGCCACAAGAAGGACCAGACCUUCGAGUUCUCUGGUAUCCUCAGCGGCAAGAAGUCGAGGGGCAUCUUUGGCCUCGACUCGCGCUUCGCCGUCAUCUCGACCAUCGUGCUCAUGCUUGCCAUCUUCGUUCACCACUGCACGUACGUCACGUCGAGCGCCUACUCGUCGCCCUCAGUUGUGCUGUCUUCGCGCAACCCCGACGGCAGCCAGAACAUUAUCGACGACUUCCGCGAGGCCUACUACUGGCUGCGCCAGAACACGCCCAAGGACGCUGUUGUCAUGUCGUGGUGGGACUAUGGCUACCAGAUUGCUGGCAUGGCCGACCGCCCUACGCUUGUUGACAACAACACGUGGAACAACACGCACAUUGCGACUGUCGGCAAGGCCAUGUCCUCCAACGAGGACAUUGCUUACCCGAUCCUGCGCAAGCACGACGUUGACUACGUGCUCGUCAUCUUUGGUGGCCUUCUCGGCUACUCUGGCGACGACAUCAACAAGUUCUUGUGGAUGGUUCGCAUUGCCCAGGGCGAGUGGCCCGAGGAGGUGCAGGAGCACAAGUACUUUACCCCUCGGGGCGAGUACGCUGUGGAUGACCGGGCGUCCGAGACGAUGCGCGAGUCGCUCAUGUACAAGAUGUCGUACCACCGCUUCCCCGAGCUCUACGGUGGCCACCCGGCCCAGGACCGUGUCCGUGGCCAGCGCAUCCCCGCCAAGGGCACCCACGAGAACCUCGAGACGAUUGAGGAGGCGUUCACGUCCGAGAACUGGAUUGUCCGCAUCUACAAGGUGAAGAAGGAGGACUCGUUUGGACGUGCCCACAAGGCCGUCAACGCGUUCAACGCCGGCGCGCGGCUGAAGGCUGCGCCGUCGACACCGCAGAAGAAGUAAAAGACGGUGUGGCGCGGAGCGCCGCGCCGGCCGUGUAGACAUGCAUGCGUAGAGUUUG